AGAGUGGGACCCGGGGAUUCCCGCGCCGUCGCAAUCGCUGAGCCGGGCACUGUCCGUUGAAGCGCUGCGGGAGGCCGCGGCGUGGUGUCCGUUGCUGUUGACGUGCGGAGUGGCAUGCAUUUGAAGCAAAUGCCAUUGCCGUUCUUUGACCGUUUCUCUUCACCCCAUGCGCUCUUUCUCCCCUUUUCCAGCAUCAGCUGUCUCCCAGCCGCUCCAACGCCAACGCGGGUUGCUUCGCUCAUUCCGCGAUCCGUUAUCCGACGGCAAGCGCGCCGGAGGCCUGCCCCUCCCCCACCUUCGGGCCCAUUGCCGGGCCACUGCACCAAUAUUUACAACCCCCCAGCACUCAUACGGAUUCAGGAGGCUUUCAAGCACUCCAAGAACGAACAGCAGCAGGACCGGUGACCAAUCCAAAAAUCCCACCAUGGCGUCCGAACGAACAGCCGCGUGGGAGAAGCAGAUCCAGCGCAACCCACACCCCGACUUCAAGAAGGUCGAGGCCUCGCGCCCGCCCUUCGACCUGUCCACGACCUUCCACUACACCCAGACACCGGACCCGGACUGGAAGUUCGGCUCGGGCCCCAACAGCACCGCCGACCCCUCCGCGGCCGAGAAGGCGCACAUCGCCAUCGACCCGUACGCGCCCGGCCGCCCGGCCGGGUUCAACUACAAGCUGCUGAUCUCGGCGAUCGUGCCGCGGCCGAUCGCCUUCCUCUCGACGCGCUCGGCCGACGGCAGCACCACCAACCUGGCGCCGUUCAGCUACUUCCAGAUGAUCGGGCACGACCCGCCGCUGUUCGUGAUCGGCUUCGCCAGCGCGCUGAGCGCUGGAUCCGCGGCCAAGGACUCGCUGCGCAACCUGCACGAGCGCGGCGAGUGCGUCAUCAACGUCGUGUCGGAGCACUUCGUCGAGGCGGCCAACGCGGCGAGCGUCAACGCGCCCUACGGCGUCAGCGAGUGGGACGUCAGCGGGCUGACGCCCGCGUACGACUGCCAGACGGUCGGCUGCGCGCGCGUGCGCGAGGCCGUCUUCGCCAUCGAGGGCAAGCUCGAGAGCCUGCGCGAGUUCCCGAGCCGCGCGACGCCGGGGAAGGUCUCGGCCACCAUGGCCGUCAUCGAGGGCACGCGCUUCUGGGCGCGCGAGGACGCGGUGAAUGAGGAGAGGAAUCUCAUCGAUCCUAAGGUCCUGCGCCCGAUCAGCAGGCUGGGGGGCAUCACGUACGGCAGGGUGACGGAGGGGCUGGAGCUGCCCAGGCCGGACUUUGAGAAGGACUUGGGCGGCGUCGAAGGGGCCAAGAAGCUGGAGCGAAAGGACCUGCCAAACUAGGGGUCCUGCGGAGACCGAGCUUGAAACGGGUUGUUGUUCACAGUCUCAUAUCUCGCGGGCCAUAGAGAGUAGAUGCAACACGGAAACGCAAUAGACAACGGCUACAUUUCUGGCGGUUAUGUCCAGGCUGUUGAUUCACCACUUACCUAAAACAUAGCAGAUGCGCCCUCACAGACUAUGAGAGCGAGCGUUUGGAAUCAUCAGGAGUGCAGCAGGCAACGUGUUAUCGGCCGUUAUCAUACCAUCUAGG
Molecule: messenger RNA, 1577 nt
Organism: Thermothielavioides terrestris NRRL 8126
Lineage: Eukaryota; Fungi; Ascomycota; Sordariomycetes; Sordariales; Chaetomiaceae
Exons: 2
Coding region: 425-1327 (300 amino acids)
Molecular function (GO): FMN binding
Source: RefSeq, a predicted model, not a curated record